Molecule: messenger RNA, 4799 nt
Organism: Pseudopipra pipra
Lineage: Eukaryota; Metazoa; Chordata; Aves; Passeriformes; Pipridae
Gene: SAMD11
Product: sterile alpha motif domain containing 11
Exons: 15
Coding region: 252-3302 (1016 amino acids)
Molecular function (GO): protein binding; DNA binding
Source: RefSeq, a predicted model, not a curated record
UUGUGGGGAGCGCAGAGCCGGCGGGGAUGUCACCGUAGAUGUCUGUGUGUCUGCGCGCGUGUAGAGAUCUAUCUAUCUAUCUAUCUAUCUAUCUAUAUGUAUAUACAGAGAGAUACGGAGCGUAACACCACGUUUCUUAAAAUCUCGUGCAGGAGUGGAAAUUAAAUAACCAACUCGCGGGGGAUCAUAAAAGGCUUCGGUGGGAGCGGGGCGAGUCCGCACCGCGCAGGUGAAGCAGAGACCUCUCCGAGAUGUCAGGUAUUAGUCCGGAGGGGCAGAUCUGCGAGCCACACAGCAGCUCCCGGGUCUACGGUACAUUAGCCUCUCCGUGGGAGAGGGAUCCCAGACAGCUCUGCUGGGGAGCCAGCCCAGGAGAUUUGUUAGCGGGCUGCUCCGGGGGAUACCAGCCACCUCCGGCACCCGAGCGCCAAAGGUGCUUGUGUUGCUGCUGCUGCUGCUGCUGGCGCAUUUCAUCCAAACUCCAGCCAGAGCGGGGGCAAGUUGAACCGGAGACAUUAGAGCCACUGUGCUUUGGAGAGACGAGGGCGCACGGGGAGCGCAGCAGCACCAUGCCUGCUAUCAAGAAGGAGCGACUUGACAGGGAAGAGAUGGCCCUGGCAGCUUUUAACCAGCCCAUGGAAACCUUACCUGACUAUCUCGCCCCUCUGGCCGCCGCUGCCAUUCCGGUGGUCACCCCGCACCCGCCGGCUUACGACCAGAUCUUUGCCCACCGCGCGUACCUGGGCUUCCACGAGACCCACCACCCCCACCCGCACCACCCGCACCACCCCCACCACCUCCCCGAGGACCUGAUGCUGGAGAGGUUUUCCUCCAUCCCGGAUUUCCAGCCCUUCUUUGACAACGGAGAGCCUUGCAUCGAGGUGGAGUGCGGGGAGAACAAGGCGCUGCUCUACAUCAAUAAGUUGUGCCAGGGGAGCAAAGGACCCUCUAUCCGGUACCGGGGAGAGUGGCUCACCCCCAACGAGUUCCAGUUUGUCAGCGGCAGGGAGACGGCCAAGGACUGGAAGCGCAGCAUCAGGCACAAAGGGAAAAGUUUGAAGACUCUUAUGUCCAAAGGAAUCUUACAGGUACAUCCUCCAAUCUGUGAUUGCCCUGGGUGUCGAAUUUCGUCUCCAGUGAACCGGGGCCGCCUGGCAGAGAAGAGGACGAUCCCUUUACCUCCCACCAGGAUCCCGAAGAAAGAGCUCCCCUCGAUUUUCUCCCACAGCGACGACAGCGAGGAGAGCGACAAGAGCAAUGGUCAGCACCCCGAAGUAAAGCAGGAGGAGGAUCUCCACAUCAGUAUCAUGAAAAGAAGGAUACACACCCACUGGGAUUUAAACAUCUCCUUCCGAGAGACCUCUUGCAGCCGCGAUAACGACCUUUCCACUAUCAUCUCCAACCUGCACCAGAGCCGCCAGCUCGUUAUGCCAGAGACCCAGAGCCGCUGUGAAUUCAAGAGAAACAGCAUCGAGGUUGGCCUGGGAGCAGCAGAUGAAAUUUUAGGCAAGAGAAGAGUAUGUUCUCCCAACAGCAGCAGUGAGUGUCCUUUAGAAAGCAAGAAAGCCAGAAGUGAGUCCCCAAAGGAAAACUCCCACACGCCUCUGCUGGAGGACUCGGUGACUCAGAUGACCCCGGAGGAGCACUACAGACGCAUGAUGUCAGCACUGAACGAGCAUGGCACCUUUGAAGAGCAGCAGCAGCAACGUCUCUACCAGCUGGCCAACAGCAUGGCAGUGCCCAGCCACGGAGAUCUCCUGCGGGCGCGGCAAGAGGUGGCAGCGGCGGCGGCGGCGCGGAACCCCGGCGCGAUGGAAGCGCACAUCCCCUCGGCCAGCAACUCUUCCAGCCAGCGGAGGAAGCAGGGCCUCCCCCAGCACAGGGACACCCACUUCCCCGAGAGGGAGAUCUCCCACCCACCGCCUCUGCUCUCGCCCCAGAACGCUCCCCACAUUGCCCUGGGGCCCCACUUGAGACCUCCCUUCCUCGGGGUGCCUUCGGCGCUGUGCCAGACGCCAGGUUACGGGUUCCUCCAGCCGGCACAAGCGGAGAUGUUUGCACGGCAGCAGGAGAUGCUACGAAAGCAAAACCUGGCCAGGCUGGAGAUGUCGGCCGAGAUCAUCCGCCAGAAGGAGCUGGAGAACCUCCACCGCCAGAGGCUGCUGGCCGGCGACCCCCUGAGCCUGCACCCGGGGCUGCCCCCGGACCACCCGGCCCUGCGCAACGUGCACGACAUCCCCGAGGGCCACCCGCUGCGGGAGGAGCUGUCCCGGCGGAACGCCAUGCUGGUGCUGCGGCACAACAACACCCCGCUGCUGUCCCUCAACCCCGCCGUGCCCGGCGCCAGCUCCUCCACGCCGCCCAAGGAGCAGCCCCGGCGGGGCAGCCGGAAAACCGCGGGGCAGCAGCGCGCCGAGCCGCAGGGCCUGGGCGAGGCCAAGGAGCCGGCGGAGCCGCGGGCGCGGGACGGGGCCCCGGACUGUAACGACGAGGAGAUGAAGGACUCGGAGAGCGACGCGGACGUGAGCGACGAGAAGCCCGAGAGCCUGAAGGCCGAGGGCGGCGGCGGCUCGGCCGCGGAGCUCAAGGAGUGCAAGGAGGCGGGCAAGGCGUGCGAGGGGGCCAAGGAGAUGGGCGAGGCGGGCGCUGCCCAGAAUGCCCCCUGCAGCUCCUCGAGCGCGGAGUCCCCCAGCCACCUGCUCGGCCCGGGCAUCAACAAGGCCGAGGUGAAGUACCUCCCGCCGGCCUCCAUCCCGCCGCCUCAGCCGCUGCCCUUCGGGUUCCCCUACACCAUGAGCCCCUACUUCCAUGCAGGCACCAUGGGAGGUCUGUUUCUGGAUGGUGAGGAGAGCCCUGCGCUGGAAGACAUCAGCAAAUGGACGGUGGAGGAUGUUUGCAGCUUCGUGUCCAACUUGUCUGGCUGCACCGAGUACACUCAGGUAUUCCGAGAGCAGGCCAUUGAUGGAGAGACCCUGCCCCUCCUGACAGAAGAGCACUUACUGAACAACAUGGGGCUGAAACUCGGACCUGCCCUGAAGAUAAGGUCACAGGUGGCCAAGCGAGUGGGCAGAGUGCUGUACAUGGCAGGCUUCCCCAUGGCUUUCCCCCUGCAGCCCCCUGGGCUGAGGCCCCCCGAGCGGGAUGUGCCGGCGGCCGAGCUCCGGCCGGCGUCCACGGGCAGCGUGGCCUCUCCCUUCGGGAGCGGGGUCCCUUCCUCUGCCAGCCGGGGCUCCCCAAAGCAGGAAAACGGGAACCCUUCCCUCCUCCCCGGGCUCAACGACACCACGAAACCUCCGUCCUAACUGUGGGAUGCCCUCCAUCCAGCUGCUUCUGGGACUUUGGGGAUCCAGCGGGACGAGCCGAAGGAUAACGCCGGAGCCUCCCCCCCGCCCGCAGCGCGAGACGCAGGAGUGAGGGAGGAAAAGGGAGGUUUUCAUUUGGUUUUUCGGGUUUUUUUGGGACGAAUUUGCUUUUUUUUUUUUUUUUUUUGUUUGGGAAAAUCAUAAAAAAAAAAAACCACAGAAGAUUUCAAAAAAAAAAAAAGGGAAGGAAAGAAAAUGAUCCAAAGAUGUCCUGAGCCAACGCGAGUGAAGAGAAGGAUUCUGGAGGAUGGCUGCAGCAUUCCUGUUCCCUUUCUCGCCCAGAGAUGGAGAGCCCUGGACAGGGAAUGAACGCUGUUCUUUGCCUUCAAAGAAUCCUGGCUGUCAGGAACUCCUGGGUGUGACUCCAAGCAGGGAAGGGGAAGGGGCUCCGCUCCUCCCAAUGGUACUCAGCACCCCUGAGAGCAAAGAAAAAAAAAAAAACAAACCAUAAAAAAAAAAAAAUCAUCACACCAACCACCUUCCCAGAUCUCUCCUCCUCCCUGGAAACUGUGCUCAGUUCCUCAUUCAGGUGUCUAUGCAUCUCUAGCGACUUUGAAAACAAUACCAAAGACAGACAAAAAAGGAAAAAUUAAAAAAAAAAAAAUAAAAAAAAAAGAGGAAUUUAAAAAAAAAAAAAGAAAAAGGAAAAAAAAAAAAAGGCAAGUUCCCGUCCAUGUUUACUUCGUGCGGAUGGUACGGCACCGGCGGCUCCGUGCUGGCCCCUUCCCUGGCACAGGGCCCUGUCAGCACACAGGAGAAUGGACUCUGCCUGUGCUCCAGCCCUACAGAGGUGUUCUUUUAUUUUUUUUUUCCCCCAUUAGAUGUCUCGUUUCAAAGAAAAGAAGAAGAAGAAGAAGGAAACGUGUGCUUGGGUGGGAUGAAGGCUCACAGCCUCCCUCCUCACGUGUCCAACAGACUCAGUUCUACAUCUGGGGUGGGGUUGAUUGAUUUUUUUUUUAUUUUUUUUUUUUGUUCCUAGGGUUGGUUUUUGUUCUUCUUUAAAGCCUUGUUACAGAGGUGGAUGUAGUUGCACAUUCUGGCCUGCUGUGGACCAUGAGACAGAUCCCUGGGAGGGGGAGGGAUGCUGGGGGCUAAAAAACAAUGGGCAGAGUUUUUACUACUGUGAAUGAGCUGGGAACUCCUGGGGGUGACCUCCUGUGACUUGUACAGUUGUGAACAACAAUCACAUGUGGUACUUUUCUCUCUCUCUCUCCCCUGCCCCCUUUUUUUUGUUUGUUUGUUUUUUGGUUAAACGUUGCACGUGCUACCGUUUUUUUUCUUACAAAAUAGCUUGGUGGUACAUUAGCUUCUUUAUAUUGUAAAAAAAAAAAGUUUAAAAAAAAAAAAAGUCAUUAUGCAUCACAUCACGAUAAAAAAAAAUGCUUUCCAGCAAUCAGUUUAAAUAAAAAAAGGAAAACACUUAAUUUACAAAUGGUA